GCAGUAUCCCUCCUGUCAACCGACCUCAACAAUCAAUCAAACCAACACCUCAAACCCCCCUAUCAACCAAAAUGGCCAGCCUCUCCCGCGUAACCCGCAUCCGCAACCCAGCGCUCUUUAUCUGCGACCUCCAAGAAAAAUUCCGGCACGCCAUCCACGAAUUCCCCAAAGUAAUAACCACAACCACCAAACUCCUCCGAUCCACCGCCCCCCUCUCCAUCCCAAUCUACAUAACCACCCAAUCAACCAGCAAACUCGGCCCCACCGUCCCCGAACUCACCACCUUGCUCUCCACCCCCGCCAUCCAAAAAAACAUCGUCGCCAAUGUCGACAAAACCCUUUUUUCAAUGAUAACGCCCGAAAUCAAUUCCCUCCUCCCAAAUGCCAAGGACACACCGCUCGAUGUCCUCCUUGUGGGCAUCGAAACCCAUAUUUGCGUGACGCAGACGACGCUUGAUCUAUUGGCCAGAGGGCAUCGGGUGUAUGUGAUUGUGGAUGGCGUGAGUAGUGUGAAUCAGGAGGAGAGGGGGGUGGCGAUUGCGAGGUUGCGGGAUGCGGGGGCGAUCGUGACCACGAGUGAGAGUGUGUUGUUUGAGAUUUUGGGGGAUGCGAGGCAUGAGGGGUUUAGGGAGGUGAGUGGGUUGGUGAAGGAGAUGAAGGAUGAGACGAGGGGGGCGGUGGAGAGUUUGGCGAAGAUUUGAGUUAUUGGUUUUGGGUGGGUUUGAGCGGUUCUUUAGAGGGAGGAGACUACGUGUGGAUUGAGGUAUAGGAUAAUCAGUUAUUAUUGGACUAGUCUGGCGACCAAAGACACGCAGCAGCUACAAAAUCGCACGCCCUAAUAUGUUUCAUUUAGGGGGUCAGUCAUCCGGCACGUCCGGCGGGCUGCGUCGUGUUGAGCCA
Molecule: messenger RNA, 900 nt
Organism: Aspergillus ibericus CBS 121593
Lineage: Eukaryota; Fungi; Ascomycota; Eurotiomycetes; Eurotiales; Aspergillaceae
Product: putative isochorismatase family hydrolase
Exons: 4
Coding region: 72-701 (209 amino acids)
Source: RefSeq, a predicted model, not a curated record